UUGGGUAACUGAGGCGUCCGCCCUCCUCCCCUCACUGCUUCCAGAGAUAAGAGAUGAAAAAACCACAAAACACCACCAGUUCACCCUCAGCUUAAGGGAGUCACACUUGCUUACAAUGGCUGAGUCAAAGUAUGACAAGAAGCUGGCAGAUGACAAGAAUGGCAGCCUUACGAAGAGCAAAAAGAAGAAAAAGGGGGACGAUGCCUGGAGACCACAGGGGCCAAGAGACCCGUUCGCCAUGCUGGAUGCUUUGCCAGAGAAGAAGCAGCAGGAGAUCCAGAGAGCCCUUCACCUCUUCUCCUUGGAGCCAGGUCUGCCAAAGACCCUGCAGCAGGCCAAAAAACACACCUACUGCUUUUGGGACACGCAACCUGUCCCCAAACUGGGUGACAGCAUUACAACUCAUGGCCCAAUAGUAGAGGGUGAGGCAAGUAUCCGGAAGGAGCCCUACUCACUACCUCAGGGCUUCUCCUGGGAUACUCUGGACCUGAGCAGCCCUCCAGUGUUGAAAGAACUAUGCAGUCUACUAAAUGAGAACUACAUGGAAGAAGAUGAUAACAUGACCAGAUUUGACUUCUCUCUGGAAUAUCUGCAGUGGGCUCUACAGCCUCCUAACUGGGUGGCUCACUGGCACUGCGGUGUGAGAGUAGACGCCAAUAAGAAGUUAGUCGGCUUCAUCGCUGCUGUUCCUGCAGAUGUUCGCAUUUAUGAGAUGGAGAGGCGGGUGGUACAGGUCAAAUUCCUGUGUGUUCAUAAGAAGCUCCGCCUCAAGCGAAUGACUCCAGUGCUGAUCCGAGAGCUCGCCAGACGGGUCAACCAGCAGGGACUCUGCCAGGCUGUCUACACCACUGGCAUAGUACUGCCCACACCAAUAAGCUCCUGCAGACUUUGGCAUCGCCCACUGAAUCCUCGUAAGCUGAUGGAGGUCAACCACCCAGCACUGAGACAGAGCAUGAACCUGCAGAGAGCUCUGAAGUUCAACCGCUUACCUGAGGUGACAAAAGUACAAGGUCUGCGCCCUAUGACCAGAGAAGAUAUCCCGGGGAUACAUUCACUACUCCAGACAAACUUCUGCAAGUCUCACUUCAGCCCUAUCUUGUCCGUGCAAGACGUAGAGCAUCUGUUGCUGCCGAGGGAGAAUGUGAUCGACACCUAUGUGGUCGAGGGUGAUGGUGCCCUGACAGAUAUAGUGAGUUUCUAUAGCUUCUCCUCAAGAGUUCUGAAUCACCCAGUACACACAAGCCUCAGAGGAGCUCGCCUCCUUUAUGUUGUCUCUACUAGAACGAAGCUGGUCGACCUCAUGGAGGACACCCUGGUCCUGGCAAAGUCUAAAGGUUUUGACGUCUUCUCUGCCAUCGAUGUGAUGGACAACAAGAGUUUCCUGGAGAAGCUCAAGUUCAGUGUCAGUGACCAGAAUGUUCAUUACUACUUGUACAACUGGAUGUGUCCUAAUAUGAGCCCAGACAAGGUUGGCUUUGUGUUCCCCAACUGACCUGCUACUGGAAGAGGGCAGAGUGGCAGAGUGGUGGAGGAUGAAAGGGCUUUCAGGAGACUGGACGUCAAACUGCAUCAGUAUCAGCAAAGGGGAAUUUGGGGUUUUGGGGGGAAAAAACUGCAAAACACGUGUAUUCAAAAAUCAAGAAGAGGAAUAAAGGCUGAAUUAAAUUUCUA
Molecule: messenger RNA, 1671 nt
Organism: Oreochromis aureus
Lineage: Eukaryota; Metazoa; Chordata; Actinopteri; Cichliformes; Cichlidae
Product: glycylpeptide N-tetradecanoyltransferase 2-like
Exons: 12
Coding region: 116-1492 (458 amino acids)
Biological process (GO): N-terminal peptidyl-glycine N-myristoylation
Cellular component (GO): cytoplasm
Molecular function (GO): glycylpeptide N-tetradecanoyltransferase activity
Source: RefSeq, a predicted model, not a curated record